This is a messenger RNA of Aplosporella prunicola CBS 121167, 1600 nucleotides long. RefSeq lists its product as uncharacterized. The record is from RefSeq and is a predicted model, not a curated record. Lineage: Eukaryota; Fungi; Ascomycota; Dothideomycetes; Botryosphaeriales; Aplosporellaceae. The transcript is spliced from 3 exons. The annotation marks the transcript as partial.
ACCCGACCUCCAUUCUUCACGACAACCGCAUUGUUACCGCGUGCCAAGCCAUGGCCACCGCCGAGCCAGCUCCCAGGCCGCAAGACCGCCACUCCCGCCGCCGCCCCUUCACCGCAUGGAUCAAGCGCGUCGCCAAUCUCAAGGGUUCCGCGCCGGCCCAGCCUAAAUCCAAGAAGGCGGCCGCCGUCAAGAACAACCCGUACCCCGAGUCCGGCCACCUCCACCGCCCUGCGCCCGCGACCAGCAGCACGAAUGGACACCUUUCCUUCUCCGAGCCCAUCUCCCAUCGUCACAGCUACGACUCCGACGAGGCCUCGGACCGCCCGGAGGACCCUGGCACCGUCAAGUCGGCCGCCCCGACCCUUGCGACCAACGCCGAGACGAUAUACUCUGAUGCAGGCCAGUCGAAAGCCGAGACGAGCAACACCAGAGGCGGCAUCAGCUCACAUCAUGAUGGCGGCGCCAAUAGCACCUUUUCCUCGCCAAACCACUCCGAGCGCUCUCUGACCACGACUCUGACCACCAUACAAUCGACUACUCCUUCCGGCCUCCUAAACAGCCAGCACGCCGGUACCGUGCCACAGAACAACCUGCACCCAGCCAGCGUGCAUUUUUCGCACCAAUAUCCCGUCUCUCCUGCUUCUGCCGUACCUGCUCAUUUGCAGCCGCAAGCGAACCCCAACACCUAUCAGGCCGCGACAGCUGGCAAUAUGCUCUCGGACAACGCUUCGAUUUUGACCCUCGCAUCUUCCUCCAAACGCCGUCGCCGUAACUCUCUCGACACGAAUGCCUCGGUUCGCGCAUUAGCCCCCUCAUCUGUCUGGGGCGGAAGUCGCGAGUCCCUCCCCCUCAGUGUUCUCAGUGGCAAUAUCGAGACUGCAAGCACUGUUGGCACGCCAAGCGGCCUGUACCACAGCCAAAGCCGUGCUGCCGUUGGUGGAUUUGCAAGUGCUGAGCGGGCCAGUGUUUACUCUUCAUCUGGCGUCACUGCGCCAGCAUUGCCCUCGGAGCGCAACAGUUUCUAUGCGGGCAAGCAGGGAGUCGACACGGGCAGCAUUAGGAGCGGGCUUCUCGGUCACGGCCGCACUGAGAGUCUUUCCGGCAGCGUAUACGCCGGUAUUGGUCCAGCGCCAACUGGAAGCCCGCUGGCGACCCCGGCGCAUGCGUCUACCCCUGUACGCGUCACCGCCAGCAGACGUAGCAGCGACUGGAAGGAGCAAGACGCAGAACACAAGGACGAUCACAAGGAACGCGAGGUGAACGCAAAAGAUAUCAUUACAGAAGCUGAUUAAGCCGGACCCACCUUUUGGUACGAUGAAGUGGAGGAAUUUUGGGCGUUUUUUCCUGAGGAUGAAGGAGUUCUUUUGUACGUGCGUUGCUGCGAUUUGCUUUCCUACUGCUGCUGACAGGAGUUUUCUUUUUUGACCAAGGCCGGGCACAAUUCCGAUACCCUACAAGUCCACCCGAGUCUGUUAAUUGAGAGUCAUUUUUCCCUUAUCAAUCAUGUACGGUGCUGAUUGACGUUAUCUGCACGCGGGAGUGUAUAUGCCUUCCCGUUUUGCGAGUCUCAUAUAUCUGUCUGCUUCCUGUUACACCGACA